Molecule: messenger RNA, 2068 nt
Organism: Aspergillus steynii IBT 23096
Lineage: Eukaryota; Fungi; Ascomycota; Eurotiomycetes; Eurotiales; Aspergillaceae
Product: Zn(II)2Cys6 transcription factor
Exons: 3
Coding region: 17-1957 (646 amino acids)
Biological process (GO): DNA-templated transcription; positive regulation of transcription by RNA polymerase II
Molecular function (GO): zinc ion binding; DNA-binding transcription factor activity, RNA polymerase II-specific; sequence-specific DNA binding
Source: RefSeq, a predicted model, not a curated record
GAAAAUUUCGACGGCCAUGCCGCCCCAGAGAUGCAGGGACAAGGCCAAACCGUCCGACGGAUUCACAACCCAACGCUUUCGCUUACGUCGCGCAACCCCGGAUUCUGAAUCCAGGCAGUCGGCGGAGCUUCCGUCUCGACGCGAAGGCUCGGAGAGUAGCGCGAGGGUUUCAAUACCCGCUUGUGAUCGCUGCCGACGACUGAAAAAGCGAUGUAGUCGGGCUUUGCCCGAAUGUGGGCAUUGCGUCCACGCCGGUCAGAGAUGCUCGUAUUCGGGCGGACUGGGUCCUUCUGCCGGUGCUUAUCGAAUUUUGCAAGAAAGGGUCAACGCGUUGACCCGAUAUAUCGUGGAGGUAAUGGGCCGAGAGAUGGGUGAUGUUGAAAGAGAGAUUGGGAUUGUCGAUGAUGGUGAUGGAGCGGCCCCAGAAGAGUUGAAGACGGGAGAACGCGACGAGGCUCCAUUCAACAAACGUGACACUCCCGCGCCGGAUGCAAUUGCUGCAAACUCUCACGUGGACGUUAUACCCCAGACGGCGCUGGUGGAGGCCUUCUUCCAUCAUGUCUAUAGAGCCUAUCCUUUCAUCGACAAGACGCGGAUCCUGCAUUUAUCCUCUUUGGGCUUGAAACCAAAUGUACAGGAUGGAGACUCAAUAAUCUUGCACAUAAUCAUGGCCAUCGGCCAUACGAGUCUGCAGCGCUCUGGAAAAGCACCUUAUGGAGUGUCUCCGGCGUUCGAGAUCUCCUAUUCGGACAUACUCCAACGAUGUUUCCUCCAUGAGGAUAUCGACUCCAUUCAAAUCCUCGUUCUUCUCGCACUGUACUCGCUGUUUGACCCCCUCGGGCCCUCUACUUGGUCUAUCGUUGGGAUCAUCACCCGACAAGCCAUGACUCAAGGUCUCACGCGCUCGACGAACGAAAGUCAGACGAACUCAAAAACCACUGAGCUUCGCCGACGGCUUGUGUGGAGCAUAUUCGUGCUAGACAGAAUGAUGGCAGUCUCUGUCGGACAGGCCCCCGGUCUGGCAUCUGACGAAAUGGAGGUUCCGUAUCCAGCGAUUACAGUGGAGGAAUUCGCCUCUCCCGACCGCACUGAUCUGGCUACUAUGCUCCAGGUAAGCCGGCAUGUAAUUGAGCUACGUCAGCUCGAGAGCAGGAUCCUGUCUACAGUCCAUCUGCAAAGUCGUACCAAUGUGAGCAAUCUAUCACUAUCUGAUCGGAACGCUAUCACCAGUCGGUUUCGAGCGGAUGUCGAGAACUGGUAUAGCCAUGGCUGUUUAAUUGCUCGACCAGAACCGGACAAUGUCCGACUCCACGAUACAAUGGCAUGGCUGAAUGCACGAUACUAUCAUCUUAUGCUCGUUCUUUAUUAUCCUUGCCAAUUCAAUUCACGGGCAAAGGGGUCCCAAGAGCCAGGCCUAUUGCCUCUAGUCAGAAAGUUCAUGCAGUAUAACCAAGUGCUUCUGGCCAAUCGGCAGCUGCCUCUCAAUCGUGUCACAUUAUGCCGUCUUGCACCAAUUUGCCUGAUCUUAAUCCACUGUUUCUCCUGGGGAUGCUACAGCUCCUUCCCGGGCAAGGGGGAUGUCAGAACAUGCAUUGACAUCCUGAGGACUUUCUCCGAUAAAUGGGAGAUGACACGCACUCUUAUUCAAGUGUUGACCGAAUUCGAGGACCUAAUAUCCGACUACGAGGCGAGCUUGAUGUCACAGGCUGAUUCCCUUCACCCCUGUGCGAUGAACCCAUCCCAUCAGGAUUGGCUACGGUCAGUAUGGAAAUCGCUCUCCGAUCUGCUGGGUAAGAUUAUGGGCAAGACGAGCUGCUACCUUAACAUUCUAGAAGACUGGAACACACAGGCACCAGAGCCCAGUUACUAUCCGCGUGCCGGGCCUGAGUCACCAGUCGUUGUUUCGCCAUCUUCCUCAUUCUCACCCCAUCAAGGAUAUCAUUUCUCUUUUUUAUGAUUCCGCGCAAUAUAAUGUUGAAUGACUCGCACUAUCAGACCCGUUAUUCCAGUUUAUCAUCGAUCAUCCACGCGACAGGCCUCUGUUAUGUUCGAACAGCACAAUUGCCGG